Messenger RNA from Pecten maximus, 538 nucleotides. Its product is annotated as insoluble matrix shell protein 5-like. Bases 36 to 476 code for a protein of 146 amino acids. Lineage: Eukaryota; Metazoa; Mollusca; Bivalvia; Pectinida; Pectinidae. Gene Ontology annotation, molecular function: calcium ion binding. The transcript is spliced from 4 exons. The record is from RefSeq and is a predicted model, not a curated record.
UCACUACCUUAUAUUCCACUUGGAUUUACAUCUCCAUGUUCAAACAGGAACGGAUUGUUUGGCUGACCACCAUGAUUCCUCUUCUGAUUUUGUCACUUGUAGUGUCUGGGGUUGUGUCGGAUUCGAAAUCUAGCUCAGAUCUGUUCCGUGACAGUUCUCGCGACAACCAUCACUUGACUGAAAGCGAAUUCGCGAACAUCUUCCUCUCCUUUGAUUCAAACAGAAAUGGAGAGGUGACCAUAUCUGAGUUCGAGUCGGGAUGGUCACAUAAACACCUGAGAGACUCUUCUGAGGCCGGAUUUUUCUUCACUGUGGCAGAUGUGGACGGUAAUCUGCGCAUAACGCGUGCUGAUAUGGACUAUCUGUUUACUGUCAUGGACGCAUCUGCCGACAAUUCUCUCUCAUCGGCUGAGUUUACCAACGGAUGGCACAAUCUUUUUGAAACCGGCAAUGGUCAUGAUGAUGAUGAUGACUGAGAAGUAUCUUAUGAUUCUAUGAUGGUACAACAAAUAAAUAAAAAAAAAUAUAUAUGUUAUUC